UCAGUAACCAUGGGAUUUCUGAAGCUGUUGGUCUUACUAGCCGGUGCUCCAUUCUUGGCUGCGGCCCCGGUAGAGAACCAAACCGACCAGGUGGUGAUGUGUGAUGGAGUCAUCUUCCACGACGUGUACUAUGACAAGGAACUCCUGUUCACCGAGCUCGGGAGACCAUACAACUUGGUGAUGCACAAGUUUUCAGGCAUGCUCUUCUUCAGCCACACCAUCCAAAAUGGUACUCAAGUAGACUUCGGCAUCAGGUCCUGCCAUCUUGAGAAGAAAACUUGCAGAGAAAUACAAGGCGUUCCCGGGGGAUACGCAGUGGCUUACGACGGCGGCAACGACGAUAUCUACUUCGGCGGCCAUGACGGCAUAUACAAAUACAACUUCCUCACAAAAGCAGCGGAAUUUUUCGCCGAAGAGGGAAAGUCUAUCUGGGGAUUGUUUGUCCGACGAAACUUUUACUAUAUCGAGUAUCCCACGCAAAAACUUUUCGUGUACCAGGACGACAGUUUCGUUCAAGUAGCCGAAGCUAUUAAUAUAGAGGUGGACCAUUUCUUCGUGUCCAAGCACAUCGAUGUUUACUUCGCAAACAAAACAGCGUUGUACAAAGUCGAUAGGCCGAACAACGAAGCCGUAGUUUUAAACGACGAGAUAGUUAUACGUCAGAUAGUAGAGGACAGUUAUGGUGACGUAUAUUUCUGUGCAGGUGACGGAAUAUAUCUUGAAGAUAAACCGUACCAUAAACUUAAGAAGAUCGCUGAGAUCGAUCAGGCUUUCGGCAUGAGUUUCGAUGAUAAGGACCGUCUAAUAUAUUCUGAUAAGGAUACAAUAUACAGACUUAAUCCCAGUAAAUACAGUGGACUCUGUUUGAAUGCUAUAAUUAAUCCUGAAGACAGAAACGAUGAAUCGUUAAGGAAGACUUUGACAAGAUAAUUAAUUUGUUUAAUGAUUUAGGCUAUGCAACAAAGAAUGGAAUGAGAAUUUGUUGAUCAAACGAAGGUAUUGUUACUUACUAUGAUGCAAUUAUGUGUAGUGGUAUGUAUUGUUGUUUGGGUAUGGUUAAAAGGCAAACAACUUACGGACGGACAUUUUCAAAUGUAGAUAUAUGUAAAUAAUCCUGUUAUGACUCUUUCACACUUAAUACUGUUAAUACACGAUGUGAAUGUUAUUGUAAAGUAUCUUUACUGUUGAAUAAAAAUAAGAUUAGAUGUUAUUCUAUUUGAUUUCCAUGAAAGUGUUAAGUGAGAUAUAUAAUGUUAUUACUAGGAAAGAAUCGAUUAGGAAAAUUGUAUUUAUAAACAUGAGUUAGUAUCCUGUAAUAAUUGUAGAUGAAUAUAAUGUCAACAAUAAAGGCCAGAUCACUCUAGACGGUGAAAGUUUUCAAACAACUAUAAGACAAAAUAAAGAUUUUCAUUCACACGGGGAUGUAUUUGUAAUCAUAUUCAUUGAUUGUUUAGUAUUGAUGCAAACAAUGGUUGUAGAUACAAAACAAGCGAUGUUUCGUAACAAUUAAUUAAUAACACUGAGAUCCUCAUUGUUCGAAUGUAUCCGACAAAGAAACAUGUGGUUGAUUAGUAUUAGUUCUACAAUUAAAU
Spodoptera frugiperda (fall armyworm) is the source of this 1592-nucleotide messenger RNA. RefSeq names its product ommochrome-binding protein. Lineage: Eukaryota; Metazoa; Arthropoda; Insecta; Lepidoptera; Noctuidae. The transcript has 2 exons. Gene Ontology annotation, molecular function: protein binding. The coding region runs from base 10 to 930 and encodes 306 amino acids. The record is from RefSeq and is a predicted model, not a curated record.